Messenger RNA from Geodia barretti, 807 nucleotides. The record is from the annotation of a GenBank genome assembly. NCBI's taxonomy places the organism in Eukaryota, Metazoa, Porifera, Demospongiae, Tetractinellida, Geodiidae.
AUGACCGGCGAUUCCAAGCCUCGGGUCUAUCUUAUCGGCGCCGGCGGUUCAAUUUCCUUCAUUGGCGACUUCCGCACCGAUUACAUCAACUACAGCUACCGCAACCGGCACCUGACCAUCGAACAGAUGCUGGACAACAUACCCGAGGCCAGGGACUUCGCUGAGGUGCUGCCGGAACAACUGGUGAACGUGGGCAGCGCCAACAUCACUCCCGCCCACUGGCUUCAACUGGCCCGACGCAUCAACGACAUAUUCGCGCUGGAUGCCCAGGCCGCCGGGGUUGCCGUUACCCACGGCACCGCGACGCUGGAGGAGACGGCCUACUUCCUGAACCUGACCGUGAAGGACCGGCGGCCGGUGGUGGUAACCGGCGCCAUGCGGCCACCGACCGGCAUGGGAACCGACUCGGACAUCAACCUGCUGGACUGCAUCCGGGUGGCCGCGGCGCCCCAGUCGGCCGGCCGAGGGGUGCUGACGGUGCUGAACAACGAGAUCCAGGCGGCGCGGGACGUAACGAAGAGCAACAGCUACCGGCUGGAGACCUUUCGUUCGGGCGAACUGGGCUGCCUGGGCUACGCCGACUCGGACGAAGAGGUAGUUUUUUACCGAAGUCCGGCGAGGGCCCACACCGUGGAUAGCGAGUUUGACGUCAGUGAGGUGGAGGAACUGCCCCGGGUGGACAUCGCCUACGCCUACGCCGGGGCCGACGGCCUGGUGGUCAACGCCUUGGCCGAGGCAGUGUGGGCGGCAUCGUGGCCGCCGGCCUGGGCGGUGGCAGCUCGUCGCCGGAGUUCAUGUCGGCGCUGA